Messenger RNA from Apodemus sylvaticus (European woodmouse), 1805 nucleotides. It is a transcript of the gene Tvp23c, whose product is annotated as trans-golgi network vesicle protein 23 homolog C. The coding region runs from base 130 to 747 and encodes 205 amino acids. Gene Ontology annotation, cellular component: Golgi membrane. NCBI's taxonomy places the organism in Eukaryota, Metazoa, Chordata, Mammalia, Rodentia, Muridae. Gene Ontology annotation, biological process: vesicle-mediated transport; protein secretion. The transcript is spliced from 7 exons. The record is from RefSeq and is a predicted model, not a curated record.
CCCGGGAAUUGCUCCCACCUACGAAGUGACUUCCCGGUGUGCUUGUGACGUUGGCUGUAGAGCUGGAUCGCGUAGCAGCUGUCCUGCCUUGGCUCCCGGAAGUGGGGGGCGGGUUGGUGCAGGGUCGUCAUGUUGUCGCAGGACAGUAAUGAUGACACUGAAGAUGUCUCACUGUUUGAUGCAGAAGAGGAGACAACCAGUAGACCAAGAAAAUCCAAAAUCAGACACCCGGUGGCUUCCUUCUUCCACUUGUUCUUCCGGGUCAGUGCGGUUGUGGUCUAUCUCCUCUGCGAGCUGCUCAGCAGCAGCUUUAUCGCCUGCAUGGUGACAAUUAUCUUGCUGCUGUCCUGCGACUUUUGGGCAGUGAAGAAUGUCACGGGUAGACUAAUGGUCGGCCUACGUUGGUGGAAUCACAUCGAUGAGGAUGGAAAGAGCCACUGGGUGUUUGAGUCCAGAAAGUCAACUCCUCAAGACAACAAAACCAUUUCUGAGGCCGAGUCAAGAAUCUUCUGGUUGGGACUCAUCGCCUGUCCAGUCCUGUGGGUGAUCUUUGCCUUUAGUGCCCUCUUUUCCUUCAGAGUGAAGUGGCUGGCUGUGGUGAUCAUGGGUGUGGUGCUGCAGGGUGCCAACUUAUAUGGUUAUAUCCGGUGUAAAGUGGGCAGCAAGAAGAACUUAACCAGCAUGGCUACGUCGUAUCUUGGAAAGCAGUUUCUAAGACAAAACACUGGAGAUGGUCAGACUUCAUGAGUAGAGCCGAAGACUGCCUCAUACAGAUGAAGACUGUGUCUUGGAUUCUGGGCGACGGACAAGAGUCUUGGUGUUUAGAGCUCAGGCUGUUGCAGAGUGGGGAGUGUGCUUGUUACUUAAAGCUUACUUAAAGGAAGGAAACCACGUGGGGCUAGAAAGUAUGUGUUUUCUGGAAACAGUGUCAGAGUGUGUGUUGGGUGUAUGUCUGUAUAGACAGUCCUGUAACAGCAACAAGUCCCAAAUGCGUGUGUCCUUUGCACGUGUGAAUGGCCCUGUGCAUUUUGAUCCAUAGAACGUAGGAAAGGUGUUCAGUCUGUCUCACACGUCUGUGUUUGCAUAGCAUUCUGUACAUUGCCUUUUGAGGUAAGUUUUGAUUCAGUGGUAAGGGUGAACAUGCUGGUUUAUGUAUGAAUUAGAAAUAGUUAUUAAUUUUAACUUGUUCUUUAUGGUAAAGUUACUUCUCUUAGACUUGUAUAAGCAAGUAAAAGCUAAAUUUGGGCACUAAUGUUAACUGAUUUCUAAAAUUUUUUUAGUUGGUAAUAAGUCAUUCGCUCAAGGUCUUUUGUAGCUGUGGUGGAUAUACAGGGGCUGCUGUUGCUGUGUUUUGUGGCCAUAGAUCACUCUGGAACUGUCUGAAAUCUCUUAGUGGUCUUUGCAUUAAGUUAAUGAAAUAUUACCUGUUAAUAAGGAUAUUAUUCUUAUGUAAUAAUGAGAGUAAUUGCUUAAGUACUUGGCAUAAAUAAAUGCCUAUAAAACAUUGUAUGAAUUUAUUUUUUCUUUUAUAAUGAGGAUAUUGUAAAUUACAUGUUUGUAUUAAGGUUAUUUCCUAAGACAAAGCAAUAUACUAUAGACUAAACCAAAUGUAAAUUAUUGUAGGCAGCUGAAUUCUUUUUGUAGCUACUGAAAAUUUUGUUGGAAUCUUUAGAUUAUGUUGUGAAUACAUUUGUCCAUUGUUGGCACAUUUCAAAUGUCUUGCUUAUUGAAUAAGGGUCUUUAUUAGAGUGUAGCUUGGCAGGUGUGUAACUUUAUAUUUAUAUAAAACUGCAGUUUACAGGGCA